CAAACACGGCCGAAAGCUCUAAGAAAAUCCGCCAAACGUACAGUUGACUAUUUCAGUCCGUCGUCUACCUCUAUAGUCUCUGGAUGCUUCGCCUACGCAAGCGUAUGCGUACGACGCAUUCUCCCUCUUUUAAAUGCCCAGCUUCUGUAACAUUCCAGCUUCGCAGUUAAUUUAUUCGCUUUACCCGGGAGAAGGUCGGUAUCCGGUCAAUCGCACUCGUUCUCUCAAGCAAUUUACCAGAGUUGAGGUUAUGGAUCAGCUACAUCGGGCAAUUGACCUUUCUGUUACAUGGAGAGGCAAGAAGUUUUUUCCGAAAAUGGAUCCUAGGACUACAUUUAAAGCAUUGGGUGAUGAACUUCUGAAGCUCACCAAUGUUGAAGAUGAUACCAUGCGGCUAAUUGUGCCCACAAAUAAAAGCUCAAAGCUGAUUUAUCCCUUUUCUGAGGAGCACUCUUAUUUGAAAUUGGAUGAGGCAUCUAUUAUUGAGGGGAAAUCUCUUAGGAUGUUGGGAGUUCCCAAAGAUGAGGUGGAUGAAGUCAUAAAAAGAGCAAAUGAAGACCUCAGAAUUGUUGGUUUUGAAGAAGAAGAACAGAGACUGAGGCAGAGAUCAGCUUAUAGGGUUCAGACCUCACUUAAAGUUCCACAGGGGCAUUAUAUCUUCUGUGAUUUUAGAACAUUACAUCUUCCUGGAGUUGAGUUGAAUCCUCCACCUUCUGAAGCUUUAAAACUGAUGCAUAAGCUUUCUGCAGAUCCAGGAAUUGUCGCAAUUAUGAAUAAGCAUCGCUGGCGUGUUGGAAUCAUGACAGAGAUGGCUCCUAUUGGAUAUGUUGGAGUGAGCCCAAAAUGUAUCCUUGGUUUUAACAAGAGUCAAGGAGAAGAGAUAUCAUUACGUCUCCGCACGGAUAACCUUAGGGGUUUCAGGAAAUACCACAUCAUCAAGAAGACUCUCUUACAUGAACUUGCACACAUGGUGCACUCUGAGCAUGAUGCGAACUUUUACGCUUUGGAUAAGCAGCUCAAUGAAGAAGCUGCCAUCCUAGAUUGGACUAAAUCAAGAAGCCACACCCUAAGCGGUUUGCAACAUGCGCAAAGCUAUGAAGAUGAUAUGUUUGAUAUUCCCAUUCCUUCAGCACAAAAACUUGGCGGGAAAUCAUUGUCUUCUGAUGCUCGUGUGUCUUCAGUUACUGCUGCCGUUCAACGUUUUGCCGCCAACCAGACUAGGGAGAUUGAGGGAUCCAAUCACAUGGAUGUUGAACAAGAAAAUGAACCGGCCAUAUCAACCAUAGAUCAUGUGCCGGAAUAUACUCGGGUUCUCCCUCACUUGGAAGAUAUGGAACAUGAAGAAACUGAACGUGAUGAUGAUUCUGAAAGAGUUAUAAUCAAUACGGAUGGUGUUGAAGCAAUGCAUGAGAAUCAAGUCUGUGAUGUAUCUGAUCCAGAUAGAUCUCAGGAGAAAAGUGUCAGGCUGACAGAACAAGAUCUUGAUGACAAACGUGCCAUGUUAAGAACAGUUCCAUCCAAUCACAUUGAUGAACCUGACCCAGAUGACCCGGAAUUGCUGAGGAUACGAGACCCUGUUGACAUGGUUUGCAGCAAUUUGCGUAGAGCAGUUGAACAACUGAAAGCUCAAGCUAGUCCAGUGGAUGCUGCUUGUAUACUACAAACUCUGAUCAAGAUUAUCAAGAAUAUGAUUGAAUACCCGUAUGAAGUAAAAUUUAAAAAGCUAAGGAAGGCUAAUCCUAUAAUUAAGAGAGAUCUGUUAAAUUACAAAGCUGCAAUGGACAUCCUAGUGUUGAUUGGAUUCAAAGAAGAUGUUUUGACGGAUGAAAUGGGAAGAAGGGAGGAUUGCUUGUUCUUGAAAAGAGACGAUCCUGGCCUCCUGUGGCUUGCAAAGUCGUCUCUUGAGGCAUACAUAGCUUAGCGGGCGGCACUGAUGCAUGUGUACUCUUGCUUGAUAUGUGCCACUACGAUUUGUGCUAUAGCUGUAUUUAUUUAUGCAAAUGUUUGUAAAUGUUAUAAUAAGUGUACAUUUGUAUCACAAUCGUUUUUUUAAAGAUAAAAAUAACAUAUUAUCUCAGUCUAAAUAAAAGUGCUCUAUUUCAUUUACGCCUUACGCCUUGGCCCUUGACGGAAUCACCUGAAUGGUCG
Messenger RNA from Cuscuta europaea, 2148 nucleotides. The record is from the annotation of a GenBank genome assembly. NCBI's taxonomy places the organism in Eukaryota, Viridiplantae, Streptophyta, Magnoliopsida, Solanales, Convolvulaceae.